Molecule: messenger RNA, 8420 nt
Organism: Megalops cyprinoides (Indo-Pacific tarpon)
Lineage: Eukaryota; Metazoa; Chordata; Actinopteri; Elopiformes; Megalopidae
Product: supervillin-like
Exons: 42
Coding region: 274-7635 (2453 amino acids)
Biological process (GO): actin polymerization or depolymerization; cytoskeleton organization; barbed-end actin filament capping
Cellular component (GO): cytoplasm; actin cytoskeleton
Molecular function (GO): actin filament binding; phosphatidylinositol-4,5-bisphosphate binding
Source: RefSeq, a predicted model, not a curated record
GGUCGUGAGCUGCUUUAGUCUGGCAGGCUGUUGUGAUGCUCGGAGCGUGCCGAAGGACCGCGGCGACAGCCUGACUGCUCUGCUGUGAGUGGGGGGCCUGGCCGGAGAGGGGGGGGGAGAAACUGCUCGCACCCUGCCGAACGUAGCGGAGCCCCCAGGACCGUGUGCGCAUCUGGAUCGCCUCCUACUUGGCUGCUGCUUCUGCCAUCUCUGGAUUUUUGUUUUCUUCCAACACUCUGACAUCCUCCUCCUUCCUGAAACUCCCCUGCAAUCAUGUUCCGGAACCCCUGGAUCACAAACUACCUGAGCCACACCGGCCACUGCAGGCACGGCUUUGGAGUUGAAUCUCCGGUCAAGCCUGGCAGUCCGAGACUCUUACAGAAGAGGGCUUUGAGCCUUCAGAAAGAGUUUUCGUUCGAGGACAAGGACGAGUCGGCCGGGAGCACCAAGGAUAUCGAUGCCAACCUUUUGGCAGUCCUACCCAAAGUUUCAGAAUUAAAGAAACGCUUUGAAGGUGUCGUCUCCAGUGAUCUGGAAAUGAACAGGAAAGAGAGGAUCGCCCGGCGUCUGGAGGGCAUCGAGACGGACACACAACCCGUCCUCCUGCCGAGCUGUGCCGGCCUGGUGACCAACCGGCUGCUGGAGGAGGACACGCCGCGCUACACCCGGGCCUCUGACCCCUGCGACCCCUGCAUCGUGGUCAGACGCUACAGCCGGGAGGAGCUGGAGGCCCCUGACGUCCCCUCUCCGGAGCGGCAGUCGAGGGCGCGGAGUCGGGCGGAGCCUCAGCCAGCGCACGCGGACUCCACCCUCGGCCCCGCCCCCCCGAGCUCGGCAGGCCUGGACUCCAAGGCGGAGAGAAUAGCCCGGUAUAAAGCGGAGCGGCGGCGGCAGCUGGCAGAGAGGUACGGCCUCUCCCUGGACCAGGAGCCCGAGGUGGACUUCACGCCCCGCUACACCCGCCUGCGCAAGGAGUCCGACACGGAGAGGCACGCCCCGUCUGAGAGACACGCCCAUUCAGAGAGGCACAUCCCUCAGGAGAGACACACCCCAUCGGAGAGGCACGGCCCUGCAGAUAGGCACACCCCCUCGGAGCGGCACAUCCUUUUAGAGCGCCGUCGGAGCAGGGAUGAGGAGGAGGGCCGGGGGGAUCGGGGCGUCCCGUACAGCAGCAGCUCGGGUGUGGGGCGGGCCGUCAUUCAGGCCUACUCCGAGCCCAGCCCCACCCGCGAGAGGCAGGGCAGCUUCUCGGAGCGCGAGAGGAUGAUGAACAUGGAGAACUACAAGCGGGCCCAAGACCGGGGCGGCAGGGCGCAGACCCAGGACCAGCCCAACUAUAUGGAAGUGUCCACUCCCGCCAAGUCGCCCGCCAAAGACGCCUCCAUCACCGGGGUGCCCAACUCCCCGAAAACCGGCCGGCGCUCGUCCCUGCCCUCGGCGCGGUACGGCAUCUCCCCCGGCGACCUGUUCAUCGAGCAGCAGGCCCAGAACAUCCUCAGCAGACAAGGCCUGGUCUUUGCACCACAGAAUGAUUGGCUCCGCGCAGAUUUGGACGAUAUCGACUGGCCCUCCAGGAUUAGAGUUAGAGACAGGCUGGGGAAAGAGGAAGUUGUGCAGAGGCGCCCCGAGCAGAUGCCCGAAGCUGCAAACCUAGCGUCCAGGAGGCACCCGCUGGUGUGGGCGCACUACAUGGGCUCUCGCCCCAACUCCUCCGCCCAGAACACAACUCCCCCUAUCCCUUCACACCCCAGCACGGGGCAGCCACAGUCACCCAGCUAUGCCCAGCCCACCGGCCCGCCCCCACUUGCCAGGCCGAUAGGAGAGCACAGCGUCCGUCAGGGGUACCUCUCGAUGCCGGUCACCCCCCCGGCACAGGAGAAGGAGACGGAAAGAAGGGGGAGCGUCGACCACGUCCAGACCCAAGGCCCAGCCCAGGACGGCACGGGGGAGGUCCGGACCGAGGGCCUGCUGAGGAGCAGGAAGGCGGUCCUGCCGUCGGAGGUGCGCCGCAGGGAGAGGAGCGUGGAGGACUUGCACCGGCUCCACAGGGAGGGGCCGCGGGAGGGGUACAGGGGGCGCCGGCACGGCAACGAGGCGGAGGCGGAGCCCACCAGGCCGCCGGAGCACGGGCCCCGGCACCAGGCUGCAGAGGAGGCGCUGACCCCGCCAAGGGAGGCCCAGCAGCGGAGCGAGGCCACCGCCCACCUCCAGAGGAGCCCCGCCCUGGCCCGGCAGAGGAGUGUGGAGACGCCCCCCACCAAGCACAAGGUCCGCAUGCGCUCCAUGUCCGACAUCGGGGUGGCCCAGCGCUCUGCCGUGUUCAGGAGCCUGGAGCGGGCUGCCAGCAAGGAGAGGGUGUUCCACAGCAGGGAUGGGGGCGUACCCAACGGGGACAUCGGCACGCUCGACACCCGGGUCUCGGUGGCCCAGCUCCGACACUCCUACCUGGAGAGCACCACUGCCGUCAGGAAGCCAGAACUAGAGCCUAAGGGAGAGCUGGACGGUGAAUCGGCAGGGAAAGGCGAGUGGGAGAGGAGCACUCGGAGGCCGAGGCUUUAUAUCACUCCCGGGGACGGGAGAAAGACCUCAGAGAGGUUUAGGACUCAGCCAAUCACCUCUGCAGAGCGUCUGGAGACCGAUAGGUCCUGCUUGAGUCCCACAGAACUACAAAACACUGAAGUGGAUGAGGAGAAACUGGAUGAGAGAGCCAAGCUCAGCGUGGCGGCCAAGAGGUCCCUCUUCCGGGAGCUGGAGAGGACCACCGAGGGCGGUGUGCCCAAGCCCCGGUCCCGCAACGCGGCCGUGGAGAGGCGGCUGAGGCGGGUUCAGGACCGCGCCCGCACCCAGCCGGUCACCAGCGAGGAGGUGGUCAUCGCCGCCACUGUCCCCGCCCCCUCGUCCCACACGGUGACGGUGUACCCCACUGUAGCGCGCGUCCCUAGCCCCACUGUAGUCAGCAGCACAAUGACACACUUCAGUCUGCAGGCCUCCUCUCAGCACGGCUCGGCGGCCCGGGAGUCCCAUCAGGCGAAGGAGGUGGAGGAGAACCGCUCGUCUGGGACCGCGCCGACCGUGGAGGGCCCGGAGGAACCCGACCUAUCCACUCUCAGCCUGGCUGAAAAGAUGGCGCUCUUCAACCGGCUCUCCCAGCCCGCCUUGCGGGCGUCAGACGGCACCAGGACCGACAUCCGGCAGCGCCGAGCUAACGCCCGCUUCCAGACCCAGCCCAUAACCCUGGGGGAGGUGGAGCAGGAAGUAGUACCAGCAGGUCCUACCCAGUUGACAAACGGCACUGUAGACCAGCCGCAGGGAGACCUUAACAGUGAGCAACUUCAGAAUGGAGGAGGGGGCAGGAUAGGGCCGCUGUCGGCCACGGUGGUCAGGUCCGCCACGGCCACCACACUCUCCACCGCCCAGGCAGGCGACGUCCACCUCGGCAAGUCGACGGCCGUCAUCUGCGGCCCCCAGCUGUCCGGGCGAGGGACCUACGACAGGGCCGCCGCCAGGCAGCAAGCCUCGCCCCAGAGCACUGACAUCAGCAUCAGAGGCGUGGCUGUGUCAGAGCCCCACCCUCCACCCACCGCAGAGCCACGCUCUCCGCCUGCCGUGGAGACACGUUACCCGCCCUUUAUGGAACCACACCCCCUGUCUGUCCCGGAGUCCCGCCUCCCAACCGCCAAAGAGCUCCGCCCCCCAGCCCUCGCAGAGCAACAGCAGAGGUCAGCCGAGGUCAGGGGUGCGUUUCACGGGUCAGCAUCUCCAGGGCGGAGACGAGAGGAGUCGCCAAGGCUGACGAGAGAGGAGAGGAGGGUCCUCUCGCCCGACAGGGACACACGACAGCCACUGGCCCCCCUGCAGGACAGAGCUGGCGAUCGGCAUGCCGACCUAACCAGGCGGGGCGAAGCCGACCGACACAGUCUGCAUGAACCUGAGGUCGUAGUCCUCCAGGAGAGACGUGAGCACAGGGACUACCUGAGGGAGGCGCAGUCCUCGCGGGAGCUCCACCAGACAGAGAUCAUCCUCAGAUCCAGGGCGGGCAUCUCAGCAGCGCUGCCGGAGCCCACUCUCCCAGCGACUGCGGCGACGUCGAGGAGCACCUCCCAGACCCCGCACACGCCGCCCGCCAUGCCGCAGCCCCGAGACACCAGCGGGGACCCCGAUCUCCGGGACGGACAGGACCCUGACGCCGUGUCCGCGCGGCAGAUGUCCAUCAAAGAGAGACUGGCCCUGCUGAGGAAGAGCGGGGAGGAAGACUGGAAGAACCGGAUCAAUAAGAAACAGGAAGUGGUGAAGGUGGCUGUGAACGAGGGGCACACCCAGCUGUGGGAGGUAGAGCAGAGCUACAAGAAAAAGGAGGAAGGGGUGAUAAUUGAUGACAAUGCUGUGUCUGAUCAGCUCUGGGAACCUGUCUUUGCUUCCACUUACUCUCCACCUCCUCCCAUUGGCCAUAAAUGUCAGUAUGUUGACCCUUAUAACCAGAGAAUGGGAGAGGAGACGGAGGCUCAGAUGACAAUCGAGGAGAGGAAGCAGCUGAUCACCACCAGGGAGGAGGCCUGGAAGGCCAAGGGCAAGGGGGCCGCCAAUGACUCCACUCAGUUCACCGUGGCUGCACGCAUGGUCAAGAAAGGUUUGACGACCUCUACCGUCAGCAGCCCCGCGCUGUCCCCUGUCCCCCCCAAAUCCAAGAGCAGCACGCCCACCGUCACUAAGCCCCCAGAAGAAAUUGAAGCUAGACCAGAGAUGAACCUGGAGUCUGACAGAAAGCUGGAUAAGCUGGAGACCUUUUUGGGUCGGUUGAACAGUAAAGUAACAGGAAGUCAGGAGACGACGAUAACGGUGACAGAGAAGGCUGUGAAGGAAGUGAUGAAGCUGGACGAUGAGAUCUUCUCCAAAUUCUACCGGCACACGCCCGACCUCCCCCAGGUGACUGGCGGAGUGGAGAUUGACGAUGACUUUGACGCCAUCUUCGGUCCUCAGACACCAAAGCUGACCUCUGCCAUGGUGCAGCACCGGCGGGCAGUGCGGCCACUCCGGAAGGUCCAGUCAUCCAGGAACCCUCUGAAGAUGCUGGCAGCCAGAGAGGACAUCCGGCACGAGUACACCGAGCAGCGGCUCAACGUGGCCGUGCUGGAGUCCAAGAGGAUGAAGGCUGAGAAGAUGACUAAGAGCACCAGCCUGUCGGAGGUGGCUCUGGCGGGCCUGGCCAGCAAGGAGAACUUCAGCAGCGUCAAUCUGCGCAGCGUCAGCAUCUCGGAGCAGAUGUCCAACAACAGCGCCGUGCCCUACAAGAAGCUGAUGCUCAUGCAGAUCAAAGGCCGGCGGCACGUCCAGACCAGGCUAGUCGAGCCCAGAGCAUCGUCCCUGAACAGCGGAGACUGCUUCCUCCUGGUCACGCCCCAGCACUGUUUCAUCUGGAACGGGGAGUUUGCCAACGUCAUCGAGAAAGCCAAAGCCUCUGAGCUCGCUACGUUCAUCCAGACGAAGCGAGACCUGGGCUGCCGCGCCAAUGACGUGCAGACCAUCGAGGAAGGGGCCAACCCCAGCAGCCCCGUGGCCACCGAGUUCUGGAAGAUUCUCGGCGGACAGGCCAGCUACCAACCUGCUGGAAAGCCAGAAGAAGAUGAGCAGUACGAAACCGCCAUUGUGGAGACCAACUGCAUCUACCGCCUGGUGGACGACAAGCUGGUCCCUGACGACGACUACUGGGGAAAGGUCCCUCGCAGUGCUCUCUUAGACUCCAAAGAGGUGCUGGUGUUUGACUUCGGCAGCGAGGUGUACGUGUGGCAUGGGAAGGAGGUGACGCUGGCGCAGAGGAAGGUGGCCUUCCAGCUGGCCAAGCACCUGUGGAACGGCACCUUUGACUACACAAACUGCGACAUCAACCCACUGGACCCGGGAGAGUGCAACGCACUCAUACCCAGGAAAGGGCAGGGACGGCCUGACUGGGCCAUCUUCGGCAGGCUGACGGAGCACAACGAGACCAGCUUGUUCAAGGAGAAGUUCGUAGACUGGACAGAGAAGACGAAACCGUCACUGAAGAAUGAAAAUGAGCAAGUGUUUGAGCAGAGGGAGCAGCAGGCGCAGGAGUGCCGCCCGUACGACGCCACGCUGAUGCUGCCGGUGCUGCGCACUCCCGUGGGCAUGGUGCUGGACGGGGCGAACGUGGGCCGGGGUUACGGCCUGGUGGAGGGCGAGGACCGCAGGCAGUUCGAGGUCAGCACGCUGUCGGUGGACGUGUGGCACAUCCUGGAGUUCGACUACAGCCGGCUGCCCAAGCAGAGCAUCGGCCAGUUCCACGAGGGCGACACAUACGUGGUGAAGUGGAAGUACAUGGUGAGCGCAACAGUUGGGAAGAGGCAGAACCCGGAGCAGGCUCGGACUGCGGGCCCUGGAAAGGAGAAGUGCGCCUAUUUCUUCUGGCAGGGCCGCAACUCGACGGUGAGCGAGAAGGGCACGUCGGCGCUGAUGACGGUGGAGCUGGACGAGGAGAGGGGGGCUCAGGUCCAGGUGCAGCAGGGAAAGGAGCCCCCGUGUUUCCUGCAGUGCUUCAAUGGAGGGAUGAUCGUGCACUCGGGGAAGAGGGAGGAGGAAGAGGAGAACAUACAGAAUGACUGGCGCCUGUAUUGUGUGCGCGGGGAGGUGCCGGUGGAGGGCCACCUGCUGGAGGUGGCGUGUCACUGCAGCAGCCUGCGGUCCCGCGGAUCCAUGAUCCUCCUCAACAUCAACCGGGCCGUGAUCUACCUGUGGCACGGCUGCAAGACCCAGCAGCACACGCGCCAAGUGGGCCUCACCGCUGCCAACAGGAUCAAAGAGCAGUGUCCAUUGGAGGCGGGGCUACACAGCAGCAGUAAGGUCACCAUUCAUGAGUGUGAUGAGGGGGCGGAGCCUGUAGGCUUCUGGGAGGCCUUGGGAAGGAGAGACCGGAAGGCCUACGACUGCAUGCUCCAAGAUCCAGGAAAAUUCAACUUCACCCCGCGGCUCUUCCAGCUAAGUAGUUCGUCUGGGGAAUUUGUGGCCACAGAAUUCUUUUACCCUGCCAGGGACCCUGAGCUGGUCAGCUCACUGCCCUUCCUGCAAGAGGAUCUGUACACAGCCUCCCAACCAGCCCUGUUCCUGGUGGACAACCUGCACGAGGCGUACUUGUGGCAGGGCUGGUGGCCCCCCGACAGCGAGAGCACCGGCUCCGCCCGCAUCCGCUGGGACUCGGACAGGAAGUGCGCCAUGGAAACGGUGCUGCAGUACUGCAGAGAGAAAAAUGAAAAGAGACCCCAGAAGUCGUACCUGAUCCAUGCUGGCCUGGAGCCGCUCACCUUCACCAACAUGUUCCCCAGCUGGGAGCACCGUGAGGACAUUGCCGAGAUCACCGAGAGGGAGGCAGAGGUGUGCAACCAGAUCAUCCUGGUGGAGGACGUGCUGGCCCGGCUGUGCAAGAACACCUACCCGCUGGCCGAGCUGCUAGCACGGCCCCUCCCGGAGGGCGUGGACCCCCUGCACCUGGAGCUCUACCUGUCAGAUGAGGACUUUGAGGAUGUAGGGGCUUCUGGGAAGAAAGCAUUGGAGAUGUCCCGGGAAGAAUACGAGGGACUCCCGGGCUGGAAGCAAGUGAACCUGAAGAAAGCCAAAGGACUGUUUUAGAGCGAACUGCCAACCCAGCGACUGUUGCCAGGGCGGACGGACUGACCAGAUUGGCCACUGAGGUGACUUCAGCCCCCCAGCCCCCCCCCCCCCCGCCAACUGUGGGGGCCAGCUUCUCCUGAGAAGGGGCGAUGAGAGGAGGGGCGGGGAAAAAAAGGGUGGAGGAUCUCCUGAGGCGCGCAGGCCUCUUGUAGCGUUUUGUAAUGUUUCCUGUUAAUUUUGUAGGAGAAUCCUGAGGAAGUUUGAGUGGCUGUUUUCCAGGUUAAAAAACCAGGCCCUGCCCUUUUUACUAUUGAUAGAUAUAUCCUUUACAUGCACUUAUCGUACAGGUCAAAUUGCAGACUGCAGAAAGACAUCACCUGGCCACGUACUGCCUGUCUUUGUAAGGUUUAUUAUUUUUUUUUUGUGUGUUUGUGCGUUAUAAAUUUAUAUUUAUGUAAACACCUUAUAGGGAAAAAAAGAGUACUCCAGUCUGUUGUAUUUACUCUGAAGGGUUUGCGCCAUGUUGACAGAUUUAUCUGUCUCCUGCUUACUGAAAGGAAAACCGCAUGCCACUGGUGUACCUAUCAAUCCGCAUUCAGAAACAUCUGUGGUCAUUGUUGUGUCCUUCCUCACCUGUCGGGUGCUGAGAUGAACGGCGAUGUAUUUUAAAGGCAUGGAAUUAAACGACAAAAUAUAAAAUUUAAAUGUAUAGUGCCUUGCUUUCGUGUACAGUUUAUAUACAGAAAGAUUCUAGUCUGCAUUUUGAAGACUGUUUUUUUGUGAUAAAUGAAAUUAGAAAAUAA